UGUCGGGCCGAAGUGUGUGGAAAUGGGUUUAUAGACGAUUUGUACGACUCAAAUGGUAAUUUUUUAAGAAAAGAAGAAUGCGAUAAUGGAACAAACUGUAAUAAAUAUUGCAAAUGUUAUGAAGAUUUUAUUACUGAUCCAAACGAUGAAACUUCAUGUAUUCUUAAAACCAAAAUUACAAGUGGAGCAAUCGCUGGAAUUGUUUCUGCUUCUUUAUUUGUGUUUUUGGUACUUGUGAUAAUAUUUGGGUUUCUGAUAUAUUAUGGUUUAAGAUACAAAAAGGUAGAUAUUGAUAUUUACAAAACACAACAACCAAUGUACCAUUUUUAUAUUACUGGAUCAAAGAGACAACUUCCAGGAAAAAUAUCAAAAUAUUAUAUUGAUCCAGUGGAGUUGGACUAUGGAAACGACAAUCAAGCAACAAAUAUUUUUGAAACAAGAUUUCAAAGAAUGGAAGUGAAAAAUGCAAGUAAAAACAAAUAG
This is a messenger RNA of Entamoeba invadens IP1, 483 nucleotides long. RefSeq names its product protein kinase domain containing protein. NCBI's taxonomy places the organism in Eukaryota, Evosea, Mastigamoebida, Endamoebidae. The record is from RefSeq and is a predicted model, not a curated record. The annotation marks the transcript as partial. The transcript has a single exon.